Neocloeon triangulifer is the source of this 3189-nucleotide messenger RNA. RefSeq lists its product as uncharacterized. Gene Ontology annotation, biological process: regulation of transcription by RNA polymerase II. NCBI's taxonomy places the organism in Eukaryota, Metazoa, Arthropoda, Insecta, Ephemeroptera, Baetidae. Gene Ontology annotation, cellular component: nucleus. The record is from RefSeq and is a predicted model, not a curated record. The transcript has 5 exons. The coding region runs from base 165 to 3071 and encodes 968 amino acids. Gene Ontology annotation, molecular function: DNA-binding transcription factor activity, RNA polymerase II-specific; RNA polymerase II transcription regulatory region sequence-specific DNA binding.
AGGCCGCGGAGGCCGCGCCCAUACGACCGAAAACCAAAACACAAGAAAGACGCAAAAUUUUUUCUUAAUUCCAAAAACCACCAAAAACAAGAGUUAUUUUCCGGUUAUAUCUUUGCUGUCAAUUGAAGUAUUUCCAUGGAUUAACAGGUAACACAGUUUUGAAAAUGGACGGAAUCGGAACAAAACGAGAUAUUAAGAGGGAGCCCGAAAGCGAUGCUGAUGAGAACGACGAUGCAGAAAAUGAUGGUUCUGCCUCUCUUCCUAAGAGGCAAUGCUUGGACGCAACACCCGGUGCAAGUGAAUUUCAGGUUAAGCACGAAGAUGAAUUAGUGUCUGCAGUCACUAUUGCUGUCAAGAAGCCAACCAUGACUAUUAAAAAGCCAGGGAUCUUGAGACGACCUAAUAUUUUGAAAAGUUCUGCUUCAAAAUCCAACAAAGAUUCCUCUCCAACCACCUCUUGGGCUAGCCAAAGCGUCUCCUGUGGACAGCGCACAAGUGGCACAAAUACCAAAUCAGACAAUCAAGAAAAAUGGGCUUGCCAGAAGUGUGACAUCACAUUUGGGAAAAAGGAUCUCUGGGAGCGGCACCUCCUUUGGUCUCAUGGAGAGGAUUUCAGUGCCUUCAUCAGUCCCGUGUUCUCCUGCUCGGACUGCAGCAAGAUCUACAUUUCAUUCACCAAUGCUGUGAAACACAUCGAGGAAGUUCACCCAGACUCGCUUCACUUGCAAUGCAACAUCUGCAAUGCCAAUUUUCCCUCAACAACUGACAUGCUACAUCACAAAAUUUCCACCCACCUAGUGAACUACCGUUGCAUCGAAGAAUGUGGCAACAGACACUUUUUCAGCAUCAACGAGAUCGUGGAGCACUUGCAAAAAACGCCUCACAAGGAAAAACGAAUCUCGAAAUUGUGCCAAUCUGUUGCCAAAGAGCAGGAAGAUCGAGUAGUAGAAACGUUUGUCUGCCAUCAGUGCUUCCUCAUUUUCACGUCACAGUACAGGAGGCAUUUCUUUGAACACAGGAAGACGCACGAAGGUCCUCCGCGGAACCACGUCUGCAAACACUGUGGAUUCUCAACCUUCAGCUUCGGCAUUUUGAGCAAUCACUCGGACAAAAUACAUCCCGACAGCCAACAACCAAGAUUAGUUCUGGACGCAAAUUACAGGGAGUUCCAUCCAAUGAUUUUUGUCCAGGAGGAGCGACUGAAGAGAGACGAAAGUGUUGAAGGAAAGCUGGAGGUCGCCUUGAGUGAACUGGAUUUGCCUCCUGGGGAAGGCAAGAGGGCUUUGGUGUUUGUCGACCGGAAGAACAAGGAGGCCUGUUUUGUCUGUCAGCAGGCCCUGAUUACUCCGGAAGACGUCAACGCCCACUACCUGCUGCACUUCACUCCGUGCAACAAGAAAAGAGUGACUGAAAUUGUAGCGAAUCAAGACAAGAAGUGUGAAAUGAUCUUCACCCAUGGCCAGCCGUACUAUUCAAAACUUACCAUGCACAAUUUUCAACAGCAAAAUGAGGUUUACGAGUGCAAAGUUUGCUGCCUGAGCACCAAGAAACCGUACCUGGCCUGCUUCGAGCAAUGUCCAGAUUGCACUUUCUUCGGAAGCAAGUCGGAGCUUUUUGUGCACCAGAUGCAGCAGACGGUGCUGAAAAAAUGCUUCUGCUGCAACUUCAUGACCGCGUCGAGCCCUGAAAUGCUUGAACACAUCAAAGGUCAUCUGCACAUCAAGAGCAGAACUCGCAAAGAUACUUGUCUGCACUGCAUGAAAAGGGUUCCCAGAGAAGACAAGAGCCAACACCUGAAGCACUGCACCCUCGCCAUUCUCGUCAGACUCGCCAGACUGGACAAAACUGAUCCCAAGAUUAACCGGUUUUUGGCAAUGUGCAAAUAUUUGAUUCCGGAAAUUUGCGAAAUCUGCGGCGCCAAGUUGCAUUCAAAGAAUGACAAAGAAAUGCACAUCAGCAGCCACCACGAAUACCAAUGCCCCGUUUGCGUCUGCUUUGUCAAGUCAUUGAAGGACCACUUGGAAAGUUCCCAUCCAAACUAUGUGUCAGAUCAAAUGAAUAUUGACAAAAUCGAUGACAGCAUCCAGAGAAUGUCACAAGAAGUGGCGGAAAAUGCAAAAUUGCAAGAGGAACUUGCCAGUUUGUCCAUGUUCAGCGACAUCAGAGCCAUGCAAGUUUUCACCUACAAGAAUUUCUGCAGUCUGUGCAGACACGGCAUCUCUCCCGAGGGCCGAAAGCCGCACUUCCUUCUCCACCUGACCCCGUGCUGCAGCCAGUGUGACCUGACGCAGAACUCGAUGUGCUUCCAACACGACCGGCCACUUUUCCUGCACGAAAACAGCAACUACUGGGACCGUUUCUCGCAGCACCGCUUUCAGGACACCGAGUUCACCCUCACCUGCUCCAAGUGCAAUUUCGUCUUGAGCGAUCCUGCAGCGAUCGUCAUUGCCAAGAACAUCAUCGAGUGCAGCAAAUGCAACUUCUCCACGUUCCGCAGUUCGACGCAGGAGUUUGUCGUGCACGCCAUGAGGCACCUGAGCAUUGUCGUGUGCAGGGUGAAGGGCUGCGCCGACCGAGCCCAGCCGCACCUCGACUUCCCCACCCACCUGGAGACGGUGCACGAGCCGCCGCGCAAAUGCGACGGCUGCGACCUGGAGUUCGUGGGCCGCAAAAUCCUUGCCGAGCACUUCAAGGUCUGCAAACCUGCCCUGGCGAAGCACCUGGGCCGCCUCAGGUCGCUGGGCAGCACCCCCGAGCAAAGGCUGAAGCACAUGCUGCAGAUCAAGACGCUCAAGUGCGACAUUUGCCAGAUUUACUUUGACUCGGCGACUGAGAAGGCCGAACACCGAGCGCAGCACCCCCUGUUCGAGUGUCCCAUUUGCAGAGAACAUUGUCCGGCCGACAAGUUCGAGAACCACCUGAGCAAGGAGCACUCGCGUUUCCUGCAGACCGCCGUCGAGCUUUUGGCCGACAAGAGUUACGGCGACGACUUGUGCGCCUCUCUGCAGACUUUCCUCAACUGCUGGGUCCAGAUCAAAAAGUUGUCCAAAGUCAGGAAGUCGAAAAAAUGAAAAAAUUUCAUUGAUUUAUUUUUCAAUUGUAUUGAAUAAUUGAGAGAUUUCUGACUGGAGCCAAAGUAAAUAAAAGUCAACGUUUAUUUCGAAACAUAUAACAGGAACAUACUUUAUU